GAGAGGACGAACCGACCAACGGCCGCUGAGGGGAAAAUGUCUGCGGUGCCUGACGGAAAGAAGCUGGUCCGGAGCCCCAGCGGCCUGCGGAUGGUGCCGGAGAACGGAGCCUUUAACAGCCCCUUCUCCCUGGACGAGCCGCAGUGGGUCCCCGAUAAAGAGUGCCCGAGAUGUAUGCAGUGUGACACCAAGUUCGACUUCAUCAGAAGAAAGCAUCACUGUCGGCGGUGCGGCCGCUGCUUCUGUGAUAAGUGCUGCAGUAAGAAGGUGGUGCUGCCUCGGAUGUGCUUCGUGGAUCCGGUGCGACAGUGUGCCGAGUGCGGCCUCGUCUCUCAGAAGGAGAUGGAGUUCUACGACAAGCAGCUCAAAGUCCUGCUGGGAGGAGGAACCUUCGUCGUCACUUUGGGAACUUCAGAGAAAUCAGAAACUAUGACGUGUCGCCUUUCCAACAACCACAGGUACAUGUUCCUGGACGGUGAGAGUCACUUCGAGGUGGAGUUAUCUCGGAUCUCCAGCAUGCAGAUUUUAACAGACGGGACGAGUCCAGGAGAGAAUGACAUUCACACUUACACCAGUCUGCUGGACAGUCAGUGUAUCUCUGAAGGAGGAACAUCGAGGGCUAGCGGUAUGCUCCUCCACUACAAACCGAUGGGCUCUCAGGACGCUCAGCAGCUCCGCAUGGAGGCAGCAGACGAUAAGAAAGUGGCCUCGCUGUGGUUGGCUGCAAUGCACAAGGCGGCCAAACUUCUGUAUGAAGCUCGGGAUCAGUGACGUGAAGACUGAAGCCAGAGGCAGCACACACCCAAGUGUUUUCUAACCUCUCUCUCUCUCUCUCUCUCUCUCUCUCUCUCUCUCUCUCUCUCUCUCUCUCUCUCUCUCCCUCUCGUGGAUUUUUUUUAACGCCAGUUCUUGAUUCUUCUGCUUUAUCCGUCUGAUCCGGUUUUCCCUCAUCCGUUCUCUUGAUACCAGUUUAUUCUUAUCAUGGUAAUUUUUUGCAAAGAAAAGAAAAAUGUUUAUAGAAAGAAAGAAACAAAAAAACUAAAAAAAAACACUUUAUUACCUCCUAUAACGAAUACUUUGUACAUCAUGUUUACCACAACCGCUGUCGGAGGGUUGUCGUAAUUAUUUUUCACAUUUACAUCUCAGAGAGUUCUUUAAUCCUCUUUGAUUUAUUACGCAGCGUUAAUGUUUCUAAACCCAGCGGGAGAAAGAAGCUCCACAUCAUCGGUUCAUAUCUGCUGAUGUUGGAAAGUUUCUCAUUUAAUUCCUGGUUGAUAUUUUUUCAGAUUUGAGCCGUUUUCAUUCGCCAGGUAAUCCAAUUUUUUUUUUAUAUAUAUAUAUAGUUUACCUUUGUUGUUCUGCACAGACGUCGACCCUUUUUUGGACGUUAUAACAUCCAUGAAACGCGACCUUUCCUUUCAGAAACCAUUUUCAGAUGAAGGCACAGUUUGUUCAAAGUUUAAAUGACGACACGGUAAUUUUAUACUGCUGCUCUUUAAUUUAAGUUACUCAUCGAAGUAAUGAGACACUUUAUUUUCUUUUUUUACUUUCAUUUCACUAACCCUGCUCCUCCUCACACAUUAGCUUAAAGGUUAAAGGUUGAAUAUCUCGUUUUAAGGACCUUUCAAAAUAAAAGAGGCUUCAUGGUUUAAUCAGAUUGAACUCAGACCUUCCAGAUGAAGCAUUUAAGUUUUCCUCUAACAGGAACUAAACCACCAAUAACCUGCAACUUCUCAUAACUGGAACUCACAUGUUGUAAAGCUUUGACUUUAGAUUCUGAUUUGUGUGUUUCCACUGAUUUAUGGCAAAUAUUCAGAGCAUCCAAGACAGGAA
This is a messenger RNA of Scomber japonicus (chub mackerel), 1833 nucleotides long. It is a transcript of the gene zfyve21, whose product is annotated as zinc finger, FYVE domain containing 21. Gene Ontology annotation, molecular function: metal ion binding. Lineage: Eukaryota; Metazoa; Chordata; Actinopteri; Scombriformes; Scombridae. The transcript is spliced from 8 exons. The coding region runs from base 37 to 771 and encodes 244 amino acids. The record is from RefSeq and is a predicted model, not a curated record.